AUGGCGAACGUCAGUAGCGAAGACAAGUAUGGCAUCUCAGUCACCCAGGCGGAGGGGGCCAAGGUCAACACCUUCCAUGGAAAGACUGCCGAAAAGCCUGGCGCGACGACAAAGAACGUCUUCAAUGCCGACCUGUAUGCUGCGGUCAAUGAGACCAAAAUCGAGAAAUGGAGCAAGACCUCGAUCCAUCUAUAUUUCUGCAUCUUCGUCGCAUUCUGCUGUGCCUGUGCCAAUGGUUAUGAUGGCUCCUUGAUGGGCGCCGUCCUCGCCAUGGACCAUUACCAGGCCACCUUCAAGACCGGCAUGGAUGGUCCUGAAGUGUCCGUCGUUACUUCUCUAUACACUGUUGGCUCCAUGGUUGCAACCCCCAUCUCCGCCGUCAUCUCGGACAACUUUGGUCGCCGCAAGUGCAUGUUCGCUGGCGGUUGGGUUAUCAUCAUUGGGUCCAUCAUAAUUGCGACUGCCAACACCCUCGCCCACUUCGUCGUCGGCCGCUUCGUCCUCGGCUUCGGCAUCCAGAUCAUGGUUGUGUCUGCACCUGCAUACGCCGUCGAGAUCGCUCCUCCACACUGGCGUGGUCGCGCAGUUGGCUUCUAUAACUGUGGGUGGUUCGGCGGUGCCAUCCCAGCCGCCUGCGUGUGCUACGGCUGCAACUUUAUCAACAGCAACUGGCAAUGGCGCGUGCCCUUCCUCAUGCAGUGCUUCGCUGCUUGCAUCGUUAUCGUAGCCAUCUGGUUUAUCCCCGAAUCUCCGCGCUGGCUCAUCUCACAGGGUCGUGAGCAGGAAGCGAUUGACAUCCUAGCCAAGUACCACGGAAACGGCGAUCCCAACACCCGGCUUGUUCGUCUAGAGGUCGACGAGAUGAAGGAGGGUAUUCGCCAGGAUGGUAUCGACAAGAGAUGGUGGGAUUACCGCCCCUUUGUCACCACCCACAGCGGUCGCUGGCGAUUCCUGCAGGUCAUCAUGAUCUCCAUCUUCGGUCAAUGGUCCGGCAAUGGUCUUGGAUACUUCAACCCGACCAUCUACAAGUCGCUCGGCUACACUUCCAGCUCCAUGCAGCUUCUCCUCAACCUCGUCAACCAAGUCGUCUCUGCCAUCGGGGCGUUGACGGCCGUGUACUUCUGUGACCGAAUGCCUCGUCGUCCGGUCCUUGUUUAUGGAACAUUCGCCUGUGCAAUGUUCAUGGCCGUAAACGCCGGCGUCUCGCAACCCAUGAUCCCACAACAGCGCGCCGAAGAACCGGUGAAUAUGACAUUCGGCCGCACCGCGCUGGCCUUUUACUACCUCUUCAACGUGACCUUCUCCUUCACAUACACGCCGCUACAGGGCGUCGUCCCCGCCGAAGCGCUUGAGACAACGACCCGCGCGAAAGGUCUCGCGCUCUCGGGGUUCCUCGUCAGUGGAACGAGCUUCAUCUCGCAGUUUGCCACCCCGAUUGCGCUGAGGAAUAUCUCGACGAACUAUUUCUGGAUUUUUGUGGGCUGGGAUAUUGUUGAGUCGGGGUGUUGGUAUAUGUUCGGCGUCGAGGCCCAGGGCCGAACCCUCGAGGAACUCGAAUACAUCUACCAGCAGCCAAACCCCGUCAAGGCAUCGAAGAAACGCGACCGUGUUGUCGUUCAGGAGGAUGGGCAUGUCACUGAGAAGAUUACUGCCGAUGACCUGUCGGCCUGAAGUUAUGGCGUGGUCAGCGUGUCUGGCUGCUAGGCGUCGGUGCUCCUCACGGGACUCUUUCCUAUCUUCGCACGCACCUAUAUCGCUUUGUCUUCCUUUGUGACACGACGGCACUAGAUGUGUCUGGUAUCCUGCCAUGGGGUUGUAGCUACCGUCAAUUGUAUAACCGAGCUUGGGUAGCAUACGCAACAUCGUCAAUCAAUGGUCUUAAGCUC
This is a messenger RNA of Aspergillus calidoustus, 1886 nucleotides long. NCBI's taxonomy places the organism in Eukaryota, Fungi, Ascomycota, Eurotiomycetes, Eurotiales, Aspergillaceae. The record is from the annotation of a GenBank genome assembly.